GGAGACUGGCAGCACUGUUUGUUUAUGUUGAUGCAAAGAUGGCAGAGGAGCGGACCACCGACGAAGUUCAAACGUCAAAAGUUUACGAAAAUGACCCAUUGCACUUGAAGUCAUUCGUUAACAGCUUCGUUGAAGUGAAAACGAACCUUGGCUCUUCAUACAAGGGAUUCGUGUACACCAUCGACCCCGUUUCUGAGAGCAUCAUAUUACUGAAGCGUCAAGAUGACAGAAUCAGUAUGGACAUCAUAGUCGGUCAUGCAGUCACUAGUAUCUCACGAAUUACUGUCACAGAGGAUGUGUCUUCUGAACCUAUCCCCGAUGAGAUGCUGUUUGUAUCUGGGGAACAAAUCUCAGAAGAAGAAGCUGAGAGCCGUAGGGUUCAGUUAAAGGCAUGGUUGUGUGCCAAUCAUAUUCCAGUGGUCGAGGAUGGGAACAUGUUAGUGAUGGAGGAUGUAAUAGUUAUAGAUUCACCGUAUGGACUCAACCAAUGUUUAGUUUCUAAUGAUGUAAUAAUGGAAAGAGUUCACAAAUUAUUGAAACAAAUGCCAUGGAUUAAUGUAUCUCAGUAGUGAUAUUUUUUUAUUCUUAUAGAGAUUGAGUUGUUAUAAUUAUUAAACAGGUGCUUUGGCGAGAAA
Messenger RNA from Thrips palmi, 635 nucleotides. RefSeq names its product gem-associated protein 6-like. Gene Ontology annotation, cellular component: SMN complex; nucleus. The record is from RefSeq and is a predicted model, not a curated record. NCBI's taxonomy places the organism in Eukaryota, Metazoa, Arthropoda, Insecta, Thysanoptera, Thripidae. The transcript has 2 exons. Gene Ontology annotation, biological process: spliceosomal snRNP assembly; spliceosomal complex assembly. Bases 39 to 569 code for a protein of 176 amino acids.